GUGGCUCCGGGGAUAACUUGUUUGACUUGUUGUGAAAAUUACGUUGUAGCUCGCUGUCUACCUGACGACGCUGGAAAAUAUGUUUUGUUUUGUGCUUUAAUAGUGUUUCACUGAAGAGUUAUUAAUCCUAUAAAUUCGAAACUGCCAAUAACUUUCCAACUUGACCGAACUCGCCGUGCAGUAGCAGUCUCCGAGCGAAUGGAUGGAGCCACGUUUUUUUGUGUGCCCUUCAUGGGCAACAUUUUCCUGAACCGUGAAAUGGGUUGUAAACUACUGCUAGUGCUGUCAGUUACACUGAUGAGCAGAGACACCGAAGCCCUCCAGGCGAUUGGGGGAAGCACAACAGUGGUGAAAGGAGGAACCGCUAUCUUACCCUGCAUACUCAUCGAGACCUCAGAGAUCCUGACUCAGAUUACAUGGCAGAGGAGAACCAGAGAAAAACCUAAAAAUGACAACUUCUACACAAUCCAAUUGGAUGGACACCAAUAUGUUAAUGGGCCUGAUAAUCGAUUUGAGUUUAUUGGGAGUUUUUCUGAUAAAAAUGGAUAUCUACAGUUGUCCAAUGUUCAAUUGAAGGAUGAAGGCAGCUACACGUGCAUCUUCACUUUGUUCCCCAGUGGAAAUCACAAGACAGAUAUACCUCUGAACCUGCUUGUGCCUCCAGUCACAAGCCUGAAGGGUGAUAAUUUAACUUUGGGUACUGGAGAAGUUUCCCUUGCUACCUGCACGGCUGCCGGCUCCAAGCCUCCUUCAGAGGUGACCUGGCUCACUGGUACCCUGGGAGUGAACUCGACGACCAACUCCACUCAGCAUGACAACGGUACAAUGACCACAACCAGCUCACUGUUUGGAGUCCCUACCACAGAAAUCAACAACCAGCUGGUUCGGUGUGUCAUCAGAACAACAGGCCUGCCUGAAGAACAAGUCCUGCCUUUGACCAUCCAAGUUCACUUCCCACCGAUGGACGCGACGAUUGUUCAACGUUCUGAAGACUCCUAUGAAUGUGUGGCCAACGCCAACCCAGAGGCACAUUUCAUCUGGAGCAGGUCUGAUCAGUCUUUGCCUGAGUCUGAUAUUAAAGUUCAGGGUUCAACUCUGCAGUUUGUGAGGAAGACCUCUGAUCUGAAUGGGCUCUAUCAGUGUGAAGCUGUCAACCCGUAUGGAAGAAAACAUGGAGGUCAGAUCUACGUGUACAUGGAUUUUGGCUCCUACACUACUGGCUGCACCUUAUUUGGUCUUCUGCUUUCCCUGAACAUUGUAGCCUUUUCAGUGUGGUACCUUCGUAAACGCAACAAGAAGCAGGGACACCUGCAGAAAGAAACACUAUUUCAACAUCUUCUUAUGGUGAUAGCGAAGACGAGGAAUCACUGACAGAAAGUUGCAGAAGCAACAAGACUGACAAGAGUUUGACAGCUGAAAAUGAGAGAAUCAGCAAAUGUUUGAGGAUCAUCUGAUCAGUGAAGAGUUGGACAGAGAACAUGGACAGGUGUUGUGUUUCAGUUUAUAUACGGGGUUUUAUUUUAUUCACUGGUUUCAUAUCAGAAACGACUGUAAAUGUGUGACUGAAGAAAUACUGAAAACAGUAAGGGAAGAUGACAAACUAAAGAUAUGAGUCUAGUACAUGAGGAAACUUAACUUGAAAAGUAUUAUGUAUCUCUACCUGCUAUUCAAAUUAAUGCAUAGAAAGAAAAUGUGGAUGUGUCUUUAAGUCGAGAGCUUUUGGUUUUGGUAAUAGCAGAGGAUUAUAAGGUACAUAAGAAAGAGAAAAGGCCAAGAGAGAGUGAGCCCACAUCCACAAGUCACGAUGACUGUGUUAACCUGAACACUCCAGUAGUGUUUAGUUUUACUUUACCAGGAACUGUCUUCAAUGUAAAUAUUUAAGUUUUCUUCAGCAUCCAUUUAAAUAUGUUUGACUAGAAUCACUCCAGAUCAUUCCUUUGUUUGACAUUUGUCGUGUUUGUUUACUUUUUUGUUUAGAAAGUUAUUUAGAUAUUUGUUUAGUUUUUUAUGUUUUUAGGCUAUUCAUUUUUAUGUUGUUUUCUUGUCAUUUGUUUUUUGCUACUAAACUGAACGAUACUGAACGAUAGAUGAACAAUAGUGUUUGUUUAUCAUUUUGCUUUAUAUUUGUUUUUCACUUUUAUAAUUUUUUGUAUUCAUUUCAGUGGAAUAAAGCAUAGACAGUCACAAA
Molecule: messenger RNA, 2188 nt
Organism: Mugil cephalus (flathead mullet)
Lineage: Eukaryota; Metazoa; Chordata; Actinopteri; Mugiliformes; Mugilidae
Product: nectin-4-like
Exons: 8
Coding region: 199-1371 (390 amino acids)
Biological process (GO): heterophilic cell-cell adhesion; homophilic cell-cell adhesion
Cellular component (GO): adherens junction
Source: RefSeq, a predicted model, not a curated record